AUGAAGCUUGGCAAAGAUCCCUCCACGGCAGUCAAGCUGGAAGAUGACAUAUGGGGUUUAGGCGACGAUGCCUAUGGCGCCGUUUUUGAUGUCUAUCACCAGCUCCACUGUCUCAACAGUCUACGCAAGAUUGCAUAUGGCAACUACUACAAUGCCUCACAAGGCCGUGCGGAAACAUUGAAACUGCGAGAGAUGCACAUCAAUCACUGCGCAGAUAUCCUGUUCCAGGCAAUCCAAUGUAGCGGCAACGUCAAUCUCAUGACCCUGCACUGGAUGGAGACUCAGGAUAACCCCUGGCCCGACAUGAGCAUCAACCGAAAAUGUAUCAAUUUUGACCAUUUGACAGAAUUCAGAAAGCAGGUGUCUUUGGACAUGGAUAAGUACAAGAAAGUCAUGUCUAAGCCUAAAGGCGUCACUCAGUUGCCAGCGCCGGAUCAGUAUUACGACUUGUUUACUUCAGUGCACGAAGGUUAG
This is a messenger RNA of Truncatella angustata, 474 nucleotides long. RefSeq lists its product as uncharacterized. The record is from RefSeq and is a predicted model, not a curated record. Gene Ontology annotation, biological process: mycotoxin biosynthetic process. The transcript is spliced from 2 exons. Bases 1 to 474 code for a protein of 157 amino acids. Lineage: Eukaryota; Fungi; Ascomycota; Sordariomycetes; Amphisphaeriales; Sporocadaceae.